AUGAGCAGUUAUCCUGACGAGGUCGUCCUGGCAGUGGACGAUGAGCGACGCAGCCUGAGUAGUCAGUUAGAGGAGGCCAGAGAGGUUGGCCAUGGGCAGGCGAUGCGUAUUAGAGACUUGGAGCGGGGUCUCCGAGAUGAGAUGCAGAGGGUGGACGCUUUACGCCGUCAGCUUCAGGACACCCAGCAGCACCUCUUCGCUUUGAAGAGGCAGCUGAAGGAGAGGGUGCAGAACUUGUGCCCCGAAAUGGACUCCGGUGGUCCAAGUAGAGCUGGAGAGCAAGGACGAGGCUCUGAAGGAAAUAAUGGAAAUGGGCCGGAUCAAGUCGCUACAGCCAUCCAGCGGAUGGCCGAUCUACUAGAGCGAAUGACAAAUCAACAGGGCCAGGGGAGCAGUACUAGGAAUCCUGGACAUAAUUUGGGACAUAAUCCGGAGCUGGUGCUGACGGAACAAAAGCGAAUUCGCCGCUUUACCCAAGGCUUAAAUGUGGAAAUCCAGGAAGCACUGGCGGCCGCACAGCUGGACACGUUUAGUCAGGCACUAGAAAAAGUACAGCGGAUUGAGACUGCCAGGGGACAAGUUAAAGCCUUUCAUGACCGGAAAAUGAGGCAACCCAGCUCGAACGAUCCCCCGGUGUCACACCGACCUUGUAGGUGUUGGUAUACGUACAGUUAUCCUGACGAGGUCGUCCUGGCAGUGGACGAUGAGCGACGCAGCCUGAUUAGUCAGCUAGAGGAGGCCAGAGAGGUUGGCCAUGGGCAGGCGAUGCGUAUUAGGGACUUGGAGCGGGGUCUCCGAGAUGAGAUGCAGAGGGCGGACGCUUUACGCCGUCAGCUUCAGGACACUCAUCAGCACCUUUUCGCUGUGAAGAGGCAGCUGAAGGAGAGGGUUCGGAGUAUUUCGAUGGACUGCGAGGUCAUCCUAGAUAUGGCCGCGGAGGCACCGUCUCGAGCCACCGGUCCAGAGGGGAUGGACGAGACUUGUGCCCCGAAAUGGACUCCGGUGGUCAAAGUAGAGCUGGAGAGCAAGGACGAGGCUCUGAAGGAAAUAAUGGAAAUGGACCGGAUCAAGUCGCUACAGCCAUCCAGCGGAUGGCCGAUCUACUAG
Coffea eugenioides is the source of this 1107-nucleotide messenger RNA. RefSeq lists its product as uncharacterized. The coding region runs from base 1 to 1107 and encodes 368 amino acids. Lineage: Eukaryota; Viridiplantae; Streptophyta; Magnoliopsida; Gentianales; Rubiaceae. The transcript has 6 exons. The record is from RefSeq and is a predicted model, not a curated record.